Molecule: messenger RNA, 1170 nt
Organism: Sphenostylis stenocarpa
Lineage: Eukaryota; Viridiplantae; Streptophyta; Magnoliopsida; Fabales; Fabaceae
Source: the annotation of a GenBank genome assembly
AUGGUAUCAGCUACGAUUAGGCGAAUUGUCUCACCCUGUUGGAGAUCAUCUGAUACGGGUGAAAUUUCUGGUAGGCAUGGAGAUUCAAGUGGACGUGUUGAUGGUUUGUUGUGGUACAAAGAUUCCGGAAGACAUGCGCAUGGUGAAUUCUCAAUGGCAGUUAUUCAAGCAAACAAAUUGUUGGAGGAUCAAAGCCAACUUGAAUCUGGGCCCUUGAGCUUAACUGAGGAAAAUUCUCGAGGAACUUUCGUUGGAGUAUACGAUGGCCAUGGUGGUCCAGAAGCUUCCCGAUUUGUCAAUGACAGUCUAUAUAAAAAUAUCAGGAAAUUUACUUCGGAAAAUGGUGGAAUGUCAGCUAAUGUUGUCCAUAAAGCAUUCUUGGAAACUGAAGAAGAAUUUCUUUCUCUGGUCGAGAAGCAGUGGCUGCACAAGCCGCCUCUAGCAUCAGUUGGAUCUUGCUGUUUGAUCGGCAUAAUAUAUUGUGGGGAGCUCUAUAUUGCAAAUGCAGGAGAUUCUCGAGCAGUAUUAGGUAGACUGGAUGAUGAUACAAAAGAGAUUAAAGCUGUUCAACUCUCCGAGGAGCACAAUGCUAGCAUGGUAUCUGUCAGAGAAGAGUUGCGCUCAUUGCAUCCUGAUGAUCCGCAGAUAGUGGUUAUGAAACACAAGGUCUGGCGUGUGAAGGGUCUGAUUCAGAUUUCAAGAUCUAUUGGUGAUGCCUAUCUAAAGAAGGUAGAGUUUAAUAGAGCACCAUUAUUGUCAAAAUUUCGACUCCCAGAACCCUUUGAGCAGCCAAUCCUUAAAGCUGAACCAGCAAUACUAGUACAGAAAUUGUGUCCUCAAGAUCAGUUUCUCAUAUUUGCAUCAGAUGGGUUAUGGGAGCACGUCAGCAGUCAAGAAGCAGUUGACAUUGUCCAAAGCUGUCCACGUAAUGGAGUGGCAAAGAAACUUGUGAAAACAGCACUUUGUGAAGCUGCGAAGAAAAGAGAAACAAGAUACUCAGACUUGAAAAAGAUUGACCGAGGGGUGAGGAGACACUUCCAUGAUGACAUCACGGUUAUAGUUUUGUAUCUUGAUUCAAAUUUUUUGACCCAUGCCAACUCACGUGUACCCUUGGUGUCUAUCAAAGGAGGUGGUGAUAAUGGUUAUGGUAUUGGUAUUAUAGAUGCCUAG